UUGCAUAUCCUGUUUCUGGGACUCACCAGUCGCGGCUAUCGCGAGAGGAGGCUCCGCGCUAACCGACAUAAAUGCUGGCCCACCGGGAUAAACAUAAAAACAAGCCAAGUUGAAUUGAAAUGAACUCACGACUCGCAUAUUAGAAUUGGCGCGCUGUGUUUAAGACAGAGUGAAAGACAGAUAUCCAAUCAUGGAAGGGUUUGUCGGAGACCUACUCGGCGAGGACAGUUCAGUGAUGGCACGCAUGCAGAAGAAGUUCUGGAAGACCAAGCAAGUGCUCAUCAAAGCCACUGGUAAAAAAGAGGACGAGUAUGUGGUGGCCUCAGAUGCUGACCUGGACGCAAAGCUGGAGUUCUUUCGUUCAGUUCAGUCGACCUGCACCGAGUUGCUGAAAGUGAUUGAAAAGUACCAGCAUAGAAUCACACGUUUGUCCCAGGAGGAAAAUGAGCUUGGCCUGUUUUUGCACUUCCAAGCCAAACGAGACCGGACUAAGGCUGGAAACAUGAUGGAGGCCACCAGCAAAGCCCUGUGCACAUCUGCCAAGAAGAGGAUGGUGCUCAACCCACCGCUGCACCGUUUACACCAGGAAGUUGAGACAUUCAGACAGCGAGCCAUCGCUGAUACGCUCCUGACGGUCAGCCGCAUGGAGAAAGCUCGCACAGAAUACAGAGGAGCACUGCUCUGGAUGAAGGACAUCUCUCAAGAACUUGAUCCAGACACUUAUAAACAACUGGAAAAGUUCCGUAAGGUUCAAGGCCAGGUGAGGGCGACAAAGAGCCUGUUUGAGAAGCUAAAGAACGACGUGUGCCAAAAGGUGGACAUGCUGGGUGCCAGCCGCUGCAACAUGCUGUCACACUCACUCUGCAACUACCAGUCCACCCUGCUGCAGUUUUGGGAGAAGACGGCUCAUGCUUUGUCAGACAUCCAUGACACCUUCCAGGGACACACACCCUACCAGUUCAACACACUCAAGGACCUGCGGGACCCACUGGAGCAAAUGACGGACGCACAACAAAAAGAGGAUAAGGAGAAAGUUCUGCCGAGCAACACAGACAGUCUGGUGUGCUUGGAUGACGAAGCACCACAGAGUGUUGCUGAUGCUGACACAGGUGUUCGGCUGGACUCGACUGGGCCGACAGCAGAGGAUGAAGAAGGUGACCGGGGCGACAUGGCCUUCUUCAAAGACCUGCUCAGCCCCACUCCCGGGGCAACGGACGACUUCAGCAAAGAGUGGCAGGAUGCUUUCGGGCUCUUUGAGGCUCCCGCCUCAGUCCCUGCAGACGCAGACGUUCCGGCCCAGACCGCCCACCCUCCCCCUUGUGCCUCCCCCGGCCCUGCGGGCUUCCUGCCUUCCCAGCUGCUGGACCACAGUCUGAGUUCCACAGGCUGGUCGACGCCGCCCAUGUUCCAAGCUCCGCCCCUUCAGCCUCCCGCUGCUCCCAACCUAUCAACUUCUUCGGCUCCAGCAGCCAAAGAAUCUGCAGGUGCGUCCAGAGACAUGUCCGCUUGGUUCAACCUGUUUGCAGACUUGGACCCGCUCUCCAACCCCGACGCCAUCGGACGCUCUGCGGACGAGCUGCUCAACGCCUGAACCUGUUUGUCUCUACCUCUGAGUUGAAGGUUUAAGGCACACACAGGAAAUGACUGUCAGCACUGCACACAACACCGCUGACUCCUUUGUUUCGUUCAUUAAUCUGCAGGACGAUGCCUAAAUCAGUCAUCAUUACAUUUUAGAGCGUUUCUUUUAUUCAUUGCAACAUUUUUUUUUUUUUUUUAGGAUCCAUAUGCAGGGUCUUACAGGGUCACUAAGUUUUUAAGGUUGCAGAAUUUCAAAGGGUUGUUUUGUUGCUGGCGCACAUUCAAAAAAAGGUGUAAAAUACUGUAUUGUGAAUUGAAUACCCACGAUAAACAUGUAUGAUGUUUUCUGAUACUUGACAUAUUCUGCAUUAUUUUUCUCCCUAGUUACAGAAACCAAGAAAACACUUUUAAAGGUAAUAUCAACAAACUGUACAAUACUAUAGACACUAAAUAUGAUUUGUACAACUGUUUAUUCUUAAUGAAUGUAUUUGUCUAAUCUCAAUCAGCUUUUUUUGUGUGUAUUUUAAUUAACUCAAGGACUGACAAAUGUAAAUGUGGGGAUCGGCUAACAAUAAACUGGACAAUGAAAGUUUA
Nerophis ophidion (straightnose pipefish) is the source of this 2172-nucleotide messenger RNA. It is a transcript of the gene ical1, whose product is annotated as islet cell autoantigen 1-like. Gene Ontology annotation, cellular component: Golgi apparatus. The transcript has 13 exons. Lineage: Eukaryota; Metazoa; Chordata; Actinopteri; Syngnathiformes; Syngnathidae. Bases 191 to 1591 code for a protein of 466 amino acids. Gene Ontology annotation, biological process: regulation of transport. The record is from RefSeq and is a predicted model, not a curated record. Gene Ontology annotation, molecular function: protein domain specific binding.